Messenger RNA from Trichechus manatus latirostris (Florida manatee), 2457 nucleotides. Its product is annotated as mesothelin-like protein. NCBI's taxonomy places the organism in Eukaryota, Metazoa, Chordata, Mammalia, Sirenia, Trichechidae. Gene Ontology annotation, biological process: cell-matrix adhesion. Gene Ontology annotation, cellular component: cell surface. The transcript is spliced from 16 exons. The record is from RefSeq and is a predicted model, not a curated record.
AUGCCUGGGGCCCCUGGGGACGGCAACACAGCGUCAAGGCUCCGCCCUGCAGAGGCUGUGCAAGAGUCUCAGCAGUACAGGCUGAAGACUGCCUGGUGGGCUGGGAUCUCCGACGUUCCUCCACCUGCAGGUCUGGAGCCUCAGCUUGUUCGGGACCUGCUGCUGGUGACACCAGUGCCUUUCUGCCCCGGGACGGCCUCAGCCAGGACGAUCAUCACCAACCACUGGGCAGCCAUGGGCCCCUGGGCAGGUGCCCUGGCCAGCCCGGGCCUCGUCCUCCUGCUUUCACUCACAGUCCAUCACUCACACCCCCAGGCCGAGGUCUUCUUCCAGAGCGAGCUGGAUGAAGAUGGGGUCAGCCAGUGGGCCAGUGCCAACGCCUCCCUCCUGCACAGCUUCCGGUGCCAGCCGGCCGGCCAGCUGAGCCGGGACCAGCUAUCGGCUCUGGUCAGGAGGAUGGCGGCCCAGCAGGUGCUCCUCGAAGCCUGGCAGCUCAGCUGCCUGGCCAACCUCGUGGGACGGCGCGGCCUUCAGGACGACUUUGAGCGGCACCCGCAAGACCUGCUGCUCUUCUAUGAAUGAGUCCUGACCCAGGUGAGGGGCGACGAGUGCCACGCCUUCACGCGCCAUGCCGGCCAGGGGGACACGGAGCUGCUGGCCAACCUGCCUGACCAGAGGGUCGCCCUGCAGCGCAAGGCCUUGGACUGUCUGGUAGGGCCCCGCCAGCGGCUCAGCGCCUCAGACGUGCUGCUUCUCGGGAGCCUGGUGUGCGACAUGGACGUGGCCAGCAUUGUGGCUGCUGACCCCCACAUCCUGCAGAACCUGCAGUGCUGCCCCCGGCUGACCGCCGCCCAGCAGUAUGCCCUCAACACGCUGCUGGCCAGCGGAAGGACCGCACUCGGGUCCCCGGGCUCCUGGACUCUGGAGGGGCUGCAGGCCCGGGGACACCUGGCCACCCACAUCAGCCCCCGGCUGUGGACGCAGGUGCCCGAGGCUGUGGGCCUGGACUUCUUCCGCAGCGCAGCGUUUGCAUACCGGGAGGGGCGGCUUGGCCCUCGUGACACCAGGCGCUUGGUCACUGGCUUUCUCCAGGCCAGGCCAACAUGGCAUCCCCGAGGCCCCGCCUGCAUCCGCGGUGACAUCACGGCAGCCACCCUGCGGGACAGCCUCUUCCUGGUGCACUGCAACCGCCCACAGCUCGAGUCCUGCCUGGGCAGCCGCGGGCUCCGGGCCAACCUGGACCCCCUGCUGCAGCACCCGCUGCCUGUUGAGUGCCAGCGCGUGGUCAAGGCCAAGCUCGGCCAGAUCUACCCACGUGGCAUCCCCGAGGACCAGCGGCGGCACAUCACCUCGCUGGUCUACCUGUACUCGGACGUUGAAGUUGGCCAGGGGAACAUCAUGUCCCGAGACACAGUCCUGGCCCCCCUGGCAGCAGACGUGGCCCUGAACCACCAGACCGAGGCUGUCCUGCAGAAGUUCCUGGACCACAAUGGCACGCUUACCAGCCCACUGCUCAUGGCCAUUGGGGGCUCCCGCCUCUGCUGGAUGAGUCCCCGGCAGAUCCAGACCAUCCAGCCCUCCGAGUUCUGGCUGGCCGGGGCCCUAGAUAUCUCCGCCUGCCCACAGAGCCGGAAGGACGUGCUCUACGCCAAGGCCCGCGAGGCCUACGGUGGCACCAGGACUGCAGCCACCUACUACCGCUUCAUGCGCCCCUACCCGGUGAGCCACCUGCAUGCAGUACCCUCCCCCGAAGCCUCACCCUCGCCUCUGACUGCUUUCUCAACCCCAGGCGGUGCCCCCGUGGAGGAGCUGCAGCACCUGGCCCAAGCCAACGUCCGCAUGGACAUUGACACCUUCACCAACCUCAAUCCCCGGGUGCUGCAGAGCCUCAGUGUGGACCACGUGACAACAUUGCUGGGUCAGAACGUGGGGGACCUACGGAAGGCACGCAGCCACCCCACCGUUAGCUCCUGGCUCCGCAGCCUGAACCACUCGGCCCUGGGCGAGCUGGGCCUGGACACUGAUGUUGCCAGCACCGUCGGCCCAGCCUUCAUGUCCAGGGGGACCCCAAACACCCAGCCCCGGCAGCCCCGCCCAGCCCACCCCUCAGGCCUGCCCGGGAGCGGCGCUGAGGCCCCCACCUCAGGUAUGCCCCGCACGCCCCGCUGCCCUCUGGCAUCCCCCUGGCAGCCCUUAGACACUCCUGGGGUCCCUGCCACUCGCCCUGGUCCUGCCCUCCAGCCUUCUGUGGUUGCUGUACUGGGCGCCCCUGAGCCCACCUUGGCCUGCUCGUCGGGGGCCCACACUGCGGACAGUGCUGCCCCAGGGCGGCCAGGCCCACGGGCAGUGCACACAGGGACGACAGGGCUCACAGGCAAAUCUGGGCCAGGGGACCUGGGGGGCCUGCAUUCCCGGCCCCCACUCACCCCCGGCCUCCAGGACCUAGAGCUGGACUGA